Molecule: messenger RNA, 3437 nt
Organism: Cyclopterus lumpus (lumpfish)
Lineage: Eukaryota; Metazoa; Chordata; Actinopteri; Perciformes; Cyclopteridae
Gene: mapk15
Product: mitogen-activated protein kinase 15
Exons: 14
Coding region: 911-2725 (604 amino acids)
Biological process (GO): protein phosphorylation; intracellular signal transduction
Cellular component (GO): nucleus; cytoplasm
Molecular function (GO): ATP binding; MAP kinase activity
Source: RefSeq, a predicted model, not a curated record
UGACCAGAGCCUGGACCAGAACCUGUGCCGCCUUCUGAGUGAGAAGAGGUCGUAUUCCGUUGCUCCCCGAGUGCUUCACUGAAGCCCAUUGCUCCUUAAUAAGAAUGGAUCAAAUGCAGAGAAGAAUUUCCCCACUGGGAUCAAUACAAUAAAGUGUACAUUAAAUUUUAAUUAAAUUAAAACAUCCAUCAAACAGAAAAGAGGAACUUCAUAUAAUUUGCAACAUUUUAAAGGAGGCCAAACAAUUAUAAUGUGUACAAUUACAAAGGAGGGCUUGACCAACACCAUGAUGCCCAUCAAUAGAUGUGUCUCAAUUCCGCUGCUGCAUCCUUGUGAAGCAGGAAGCGUUUGUGCUGCGGCUCCUUUAAGGACCAGGCGGCAGCCUGUUUGUUACCAGGACGACAUGUAAUGACACAACUCCGGGUGGACUGUUUGCUGCAGGGGCCGUGUGAGUGAGUGAGUAAGUGUGUGUCUGUCUGUCUGUCUGUCUGUGGGAGUAUCAACGUGACAAACAACCACUGAGUACAGUGCAGGUGAACAGAGUGCAUUUUUCCAGUCACUAAAUUGAUUAAAAACGAACCAGCGGCUUCUCGGCGGCCAUGGAUUGAACAUUAGGCUAACUCUUACGGGACGCUACUUAUCGCUGUCUACUAGUUGGCGUGCGUGUUGCCAGGUAAGACUCAAAACUACAGAAAGACUCGUCUUUUGCUUCCAUGCAUUUGUACUAUGUGUUGUGGAAAUGAUCUUCCAAUUUGAAGCUACAUUUCUGACGGAUGUGGCUCAACAAUUCAGUAAUUUCUACCAACAGUUUUCAUGUUUUCCAGAAACUUAAGACCACUGAUCUCUUUCAGAAAUAUUCAAAGGAUAUGUUGAUGAUUUCUGAGCAGAGGAGCGUACUAUUUUUAAAAACAUGAGCAAAAAAUCAACGAACCUGUCUGAGGUGGAGGACCACAUUUCUCUGAAGUAUGAAAUCAAGAAGAGACUCGGAAAAGGGGCUUAUGGCAUCGUAUGGAAAGCAGUUGACAGACAGACAGGCGAGAUUGUGGCUGUGAAGAAGAUCUUUGAUGCCUUCAGGAACAGGACAGAUGCCCAGCGGACAUUCAGGGAAAUCAUGUUCCUCCAGGAGUUUGGAGAUCAUCCCAACAUCAUCCAACUUCUAAAUGUCAUCAGAGCUCAAAAUGAUAAAGACAUAUACCUCAUAUUUGAAUAUAUGGAUACCGACCUGCAUGCAGUGAUAAAGAAAGGCUCCCUGCUGAAGGACAUCCACAAACGUUAUGUGAUGUACCAGCUCCUCAAAGCCAUCAAAUACCUGCAUUCAGGAAAUGUUAUCCACAGGGACCAAAAGCCAUCUAAUGUACUGCUGGACACUGACUGUGUAGUCAAGCUGUGUGAUUUUGGCUUGGCCAGAUCCCUCAAUCAUAUCCAAGAGGACAGUGGGAAUCCGGCACUGACGGAGUACGUGGCCACGCGGUGGUACCGAGCUCCUGAGAUCCUGCUGGGAUCCACGAGGUACACUAAAGGUGUGGACAUGUGGAGCCUCGGCUGUAUCCUGGGAGAGAUGCUGCUGGGAAAAGCCCUGUUCCCCGGUACAUCCACUAUUAAUCAAAUAGAGAAGAUCAUGAUUGCCAUACCACACCCUAGCCCAGAAGAUAUUCUUGCAAUCAAGUCUGAAUAUGGAUCCUCUAUCAUUCAGAGAAUGUUACUGAAACCACAGGUGCCUUUGGAGGAUCUUCUCCAGCCUUCUGCGCCUCCUGAUGCUCUGGACCUGUUGAGAACUUUGCUAGUUUUCAACCCAGACAAGCGACUGACUGCUGAGCAAGCCCUCCAACACCCAUAUGUAGCCAGGUUUCAUAAUACAGCCAAGGAACCAGCUCUUAACUAUGAUGUCGUGCUAACAGUGGAUGAUGAUGUGCAAUUAUCUGUUGUUCAGUACCGCAACCAACUUUAUGAGAUGAUACUGGAGAGGAGAACUAAUCAGGGGGUGCUAAGGCUGCCAAAAGAUGGAGGCUGUGUCAGUCGCACGGUGAAGCCCAAAGUGAAGGAUAAAGUAGAGAAGGGCGCAGCGGCAGCAGAUGAGGACGAAGACCGCGAGGGGAAAACACAACAUGAAGAAACAAACCACGAGCCUUCAUAUACAGGGGUCACUAAACCUGGGCCUGUGAACGUCUCAACUCCUCUUGCUGUAGAGAAGACAAGUCCAUUAUCAAGCCCUUGCUUGGGAAAACUCACAUAUAACCCCAUCACACAUGCCCCAAAUGGUUUUGUUCGGAGUCCAGCUGGUCCUCCUCAUAACUACCCCUCUGCUGCAGCCAGCAGGAAACUAAUGGCACAGAUGAGUAAUGGAGAUGCAACAACAUCACCAACAGAGGGCGCCAACGCUAAUGUAUCCAUGGACCAGAUUCUCCAGCGUGGACGCUCAGCCCCUGUGGCCCAUAGCCGCUCCUUCUCCUUGACCCUGAACCAAACCCAGAACAACCUGCUGGUACGCAAGGAUGAGCCAUCCCUGUCCUCUGGUCUAUGCGUCACGUCUGCACGCCUGAACCAGCGCUCCAACUCUCAGGUUCGAGAGGCUCGGUCACCAACACGGUUCAGCAAGAAAGUAUAUCAGAGCAACUGUAAUGUGGCAGCUGCAGGUGACCCCCGAGCCAAACUUGGCAGCUAUUCCCAGGCCUAUGGUACCAUCAACAAGACUGACCUAGACAAUCUGCUUCGAAGCCGUCCUUAGAAUCAGUAAUGACUGUCAUGUCAACAAUACCAAAGGGGCCGAACGAACACACACAAGAUGAGGCUUCCACAAGGAUGUUAGACACAAAGCAAGCUGAAAAAUAACAUGUCAAAUUAAACCGUGAAGACUGUUACACCUCUUGUAGAUUGUAAUUAUGGAGCCAUACCUGUUGCUGUAGAUUCUCACAAGGCUUGAUUACCAACCAGACCGAAACCCCAGACCUUCAGUGACCCUGAUGGUUCGUUUGAGGUAUGUCAGUUUGUGGUAAUUCACAAAUAACUUUGAGCACAUUAUCAGCUGAAAUGAAACAUUCACAUGCUGAAUAUUCUUAAAUAUGUUUGUUUUAACUAAUUAUCAGACAGGGCGUCAAUAGAGGCUCACAAAAUACUUUUUGCCUCGGGGUCCACUGCAGGGUCAAACCAGACGUGCGUUUUCAUGUUAUGUAGCUAUGAGCUAUAGGGUAUAUAUUUUAUGCACAUCAAGCCAGUGGGUUUUUGAUGGACAUAUGAUAAUUGUAAAAUAUGCAAUAGCUGUUUGAAUUGAUGAUGCAACAAUGAAUUGUUUUUCAUGUGAAUGCAGCAAUAAGCCUACUUGUUCCUAAUGUGUACAGAAAGAAAAACAUGAAUGUUUCACAAACCAAGUUUAAAAUGUUUAACCAACAUGGAUGAGUGUGGCAAUACAGUUUAAGAAUAAACUGAGGUGGAAGUUCUCA